Molecule: messenger RNA, 1438 nt
Organism: Oryza brachyantha (malo sina)
Lineage: Eukaryota; Viridiplantae; Streptophyta; Magnoliopsida; Poales; Poaceae
Exons: 8
Coding region: 326-808 (160 amino acids)
Source: RefSeq, a predicted model, not a curated record
GCCUCCACGGCUUCGGAAGCGGCUCAAGUCAGUGGCCGGAGGUUCGCCGCGCCGCCGAUACCUACCGCGCUGUGGCGGCGGGGCAGUGUGCCGGUGGCGGAGCGGGAGGGAAUCCGGUCGCCGCACGAGCUUGUCCAGACAAGCCCGCCCCCUCCGCAACCCCGCCGUCUCCUCGCGGGUUCGCGCCGCUGCCCCAUCCCGCGAGCAGCGGCCGCCGGCGUCCUGGUGCUUCCUUCCGCCGCAUCCACUCCGGUGAUUGCCUCACUUCCUAAGUACUCUUAGGGACUAGGAGGUUAAUCCACCCCUGCAUUGGAGAACAUCUGAGAUGGCGGACGGGUCAUUUCUUGAUCGGAUGGUGUCUCAACUUCGGUCAACAUGCAGGUACUACACUGGAUAUCCCAAGGAUUUAGGGCCAUCGAGAAUUAUACCAUUCACCUCAGAACGUCAAUUUGUGCAGCUACUGCAUGAAGGCCGUCCAGUAGUUGUUGCCUUUACUAUCAAGUGCACUUAUACUCGUCACCUUGACAAAGUACUCGAGGAAGCUGCUGCUACAUUUUAUCCACACAUAAAGUUUGUUCGUGUUGAAUGCCCAAAGUAUCCUGGAUUUUGCCUAACAAGGCAAAAGAACGAGUAUCCAUUUAUUGAAGUAUUUUACAACCCAGAACAGGCAGCUAGCCAAGGAAAGGGAGUGGACCCCAAUGUCACAAAGUACUCUGUGAAAGUUCAACCUUUCAACUAUGACCAGAGUGUUUAUGGAUUCCGGGAAUAUUUUAAGAAGCAUGGGUUCAAGUAUUUUGAAACAAAAUAGACCAACUAUUAAAAUCCAUCGUGAUGAAAUAUGCACAAGUGCAAGGUAGCGGCUGAAGUCUAUUACCAUUCACGCAAGACGCAACAAGGCCACGUGUUUCUAGUAUCUGAUUUUUUUUUUCAUAAUUUAGCCCUUUUUGAAAAAAAUUAUGAACAGACUUGGAAAACAUAUUCUGGAAAUGGACCCGAAAGUUGGAGCCACUUAACCUGACGUCCAAGGUGUACAUCUUAACGCCAUGUCAGGUGGCGCUGAGCUCAUGUUGACCAGUCAGCCGUUCUCUGUCACGCCGACCGUUGGCAAUGGGGCUGGCGCCCACUUUCCCCUCCCCCCACCUCUCCCUUUCCUCACUUCUUUCUCUCUUUCUGUUCUUUCCUCAGACCGAGUGUGCUUUCUCCCUUGUCUCACCAAUCUCUCAAAUCCACUCUAAAUAGAGUUGUUUUGCAUCGUUUGUUUUGGUUAAAUCGUAAGGUAAGUUGUCCUAUUCCCUCAUUUUUUUCCUGAAUUUGUUGGCUAUAUUUGUAUAUGAGUGGAAGAUUGUAGAAUUGAACACAUGGCUGGUUUUCAAAAUUGUAGUGUGAAUUGUUCAUUUGUUUUGGUGGGAUUUGACAAUGUGAUGGAUAAACUAUUAUG